AUGAUCGGCACUCUAGAGAAGGAUGGUAAUGAGGAUUUUGCAGGUGCUGCAUGGAUAGAAGCACAAGAUGAACGGGAAGAGGGAACAGACUCUGAGCAAGAAGUUGAAGAAGGAAAUACCAGUCCAGCUGAUAGCUCAGAUGAAGAAAGUGAUGCAGACAACUCUGAUGAAGGUGUGUCAUUCAAUCUUGAGUAUGCAUGGCGGCUUUUAAAAGAUGAACCUAAAUGGAUGAGAGCAUCCACCGAAAAUUCUUCAAAGAGAACAAAGAAUUCUACUAACAGUACAUACACAGCAUCGCCAAACUCAAAAAUACCUUCAAGUUAUGAGUUUAACUCAUCAUCUCCAAUGGAGCGUCCAAUGGGACAAAAGGCGGCAAAACGAAAAGGUAAGACAAAGGAAAAUGCAAAUGCAACUGAACCUCCUUCUUGUGUUAUUUCUGAUACAAUUAAUAAAAGAAUGGAAGUAAUGGAAAACCUAGCACGACUUAAGGAGGAAGAAAACAAAUUAGUCAAGGAAAAGAUUGAGUUUGAAGCACAACUUAAGGAGGAGAAAAACAAAUUAGUUAAGGAAAAGAUGGAGUUUGAAGCAAUGCAAUUCAUAAUGUCAGACACUUCUAAGAUGAACGAUAGUCAACGUGAAUUUCAUGAAAAACGUUGUAAUAACCUAAAAGAAAAAUAUGGAUGGUAA
This is a messenger RNA of Vicia villosa (hairy vetch), 687 nucleotides long. RefSeq lists its product as uncharacterized. The transcript has 2 exons. NCBI's taxonomy places the organism in Eukaryota, Viridiplantae, Streptophyta, Magnoliopsida, Fabales, Fabaceae. The record is from RefSeq and is a predicted model, not a curated record. The coding region runs from base 1 to 687 and encodes 228 amino acids.